This is a messenger RNA of Rhodofomes roseus, 1116 nucleotides long. RefSeq lists its product as uncharacterized. The record is from RefSeq and is a predicted model, not a curated record. NCBI's taxonomy places the organism in Eukaryota, Fungi, Basidiomycota, Agaricomycetes, Polyporales, Fomitopsidaceae. The coding region runs from base 1 to 1116 and encodes 371 amino acids. The transcript has a single exon.
AUGCCUAAAGAUGUGCCCAUCACCUUUGUAUGCACCACAAAGUUCCUACGCGACACCCUGUGUAAGAACCUUGAACAAUUAGAGAACACUGACUGGCUCGGGAUGAGCAAUAAGUAUGCACUAACAUCGCUGGUUAACACCCUACGUCAGCGUUGCGCACCAACUGCCUUCAGAAUGGCGAACUCACCUAACGAUACGAAGCUUAUAAACCUAGGCCGUCGCGGAGCACAGCAGCUAGCUAGAGAACGAGGAGCGCAACUUGUGAUCCCCAACCUAGAUCCAACACUGGAGCUAACAGGAGCACGUCUAUCAACUCUGACACAGAGAGUUGCUUACCGACUCAUCCGCAACAGAAGAAACACCCCAGAACGGAGAUCGACCGUUAAAACAGUACAGUCGGUGCUCCUAUCCAUCAAGGAAGACGUAAACGAGUAUGCCACAACGCAAGACGUAUGGCUGAGCUUACGAACGAAGGAUAUACGACUCCCGAUAAGAGACUUCCUGUGGAAAUCCCUGCAUAAUGCCUUCCGUUGUGGUAGCUUCUGGGAGAACAUACCUAACUACGAAGACCGAGCAAUGUGUCAAUACUGCGGAACCACGGAAUCCAUGUCUCACAUACUGGUUGAGUGUAACGCCCCGGGACAGGACGAAAUCUGGCAAAUGGCAGGUAAACUAUGGUCAAGGAAGCAGGCCUUAUGGGAGAAACCCAACCUUGAUGAGAUAUUGGGCUCUAACCUACGACGAUGGUUGUCGGUGAAGAAGAAACGACGCCUGUUUGUUGAGCGCCUAUGGCGCAUCCUAAUAUCUGAAGCCGCAUACAUGAUUUGGUGCCUACGUUGCGAAAGAUCAAUCGAACAUGCGGACGACGACAAUUGGACUCACUCGACUGCAGCUAUCAAAGCCCGAUGGGAGUGUACCAUAAACCGCCGCCUCCAUCUAGACAUAGCUAUGACACACCGCCGCUUUGGACGACUAGCACUAGACAGAAAUCUAGUCAUUGGAACAUGGCACGGCACCAUAAACGACGAAAUUGCCUUACCAGACGACUGGACGGUAAUUAAACGGGUUUUAGUGGGUAUUGAUCCUCAGAUAUUCGACCUAGAGGCGAGAGGAUAA